CAUUGGUGGUGGUUGUGUUUGCUGUUGCCUUCCAUUCAAACUCUGAUUUUGCCCUCUUUCUUCCAGCAGGUACUAGUGGGAAUUUCCUCAAGCCUCUCACAUGCCAACAGGACUCUUCCUUUCAGAAAAAAUGUGGUGGCGAAGCAGAAAGUUUCUACCCUCACCAGUGCCAGCAGAAGAAAUGCUGUUAUAAUAACCACACCUGCUACUACCAUGCAGUUGAUGCUGCCAGACAACGCCGGAACGCAGGGAUCCUUGGCGGGAUCUCUGUCAUCGUGGCCAUCCUCAGCAUGUGUCUUUAUUUCAGCUGGAAGUUUAAGGAGUUCCAAGUAAAGGAAAGAGAGCUGGAGAGGCCGCGGAGCGAGGGAGAAAUGGCCGAUUAUCUGGUCAAGCUCCUGGAUGAAGAAAGCGAAGUGGAUGACGCCCUAGAUCACAGGAACCCCUGGAUGCAAGGAAAUUAUGUGGAACAGCCGCGCUGGAGCACAGAAGCGAGGAUGGGAAGUAUGGAGGAGCCGCCGUGGAGUGCAGAAAUCACCCCGGAACCGAGCCCAGGGCCAAUGCAGCCAGCGGAAACCCUGGCGCUGCCCCCGGUGGCGCCCCCAGAACCCCCGCCAGCACCGCCUCCAGCACCUCCGCCAGCGCCAGCCGGGGAACCUCCACCCCCGGCCCCUCCACCACCUCCGCCACCAGCCCCAGCAGCAUCUGGGGAACCACCCCCGGCGCCUCCACCACCUCCACCUCCGCCACCUGGGGAACCAGCCCCGGCACCAUCUGGGGAACCACCCCCAGCACCUCCACCUCCGCCACCACCUCCGCCACCUGGGGAACCACCCCCAGCGCCUCCACCAGCUUAACCACCCCAUAUAGCACAUAUAUAUUUAUUAUCAUUAAAAGAGUUUAGUUUCCCCAGCCUCUGCUUAUUGCUGUGGUAUCUAGA
Molecule: messenger RNA, 937 nt
Organism: Podarcis muralis (Common wall lizard)
Lineage: Eukaryota; Metazoa; Chordata; Lepidosauria; Squamata; Lacertidae
Source: RefSeq, a predicted model, not a curated record